GCAUCCGCAGCGUGGACUCGUCCACUCUCCCUUCUACGUCCAUAACGCCAGGUAACACGAGAGGUGUCGUGGAAGGAGCAGGAGCGUUUACCAAUGGUACUUGGUACAACUGCUGGUUGCCAAACUCCGCCGUGACAUGAUUGGCAGAACCAGUUGGCUUUUAAGACAUGUGCCGGUGCCAUGGUCACUGCUGGUGUUUUCCUUGGACCUGUAGCCUCAUGUUUGGACACCUCUUUUCACAACACAAUGAGCCCAUUGAUGUGGAUUGUGAUGAUGCUCAUUUUGUCUCAGGCCUCUGGCACUAGUGGUUUGGUUUGGAAAGCUGAUUACCCGAAAGUUGUUUUUACCAAAUUGGGAGAAGAUGUGACCAUACCAUGCAAUGUUACCUAUCCCCCGUCCCAAUCUAAAGAGCCUAUCCAAGCCUACUGGAAACGCUGGGGAAAUACUAAACUAAACAUCAAUGAUAAUGACAAGAAUGAAUUCCUCUAUCACCCCAACAACACAUUCGUCAUCAAGAGUUUUCAAACCAGGACCAACCUGACAGGAAAUAUCACACAGGGAAACUGCUCCCUGAAGGUCAAUAUAAUUCAACAUGGCGACAUUGGGCACUUCUACUACUUGAGAAUUGCCACUGGAGCCGACAACUUCAGUUUUAAUAAAGACCUUGUCUCCAUUCAAAUAUCUGGAACCUCCGGGACUAUUUCAACGAUACCAAAGGACAUGUCAAACACAGUUGAUUCCUCAACUACAGUCCCACUAGCCACCACAAAAUACGCGCCAUCCACGGCCACAUAUAUUGCCACCACGGUCCCAGUGGUUGCAGUUCUACUGGUUGCUGUAUUGGGGAUUGUUUGGUUCUUCAAGUACAGGAAAAGGUCCAGGGGUGUCACUAAGCAAGAGUCUGGAUAUUAUGCUAAUUUCACCAUGACAACUCCAACGACCAAACCUGAAAGAGUCAAUACUACAAAGAAGAAAGAUGACACCCAAGUUCCUCCUCCAAAGGUCAUUGAUGAGCCCGUCUAUGGCAACGUCCAGGGUCCAGACGAUCCGAUGGACAGUAUGGAUCAAAUGGACAGUGUAUAUGCAAAUGUGGAUCAUGCAAAACAGUGAUGAAGCUGCAUCUCAGAUAUCAGCACUGCUUAAUAAUGCUUGUUGAAUGUGUGUGUGUGUGUGACAUGUUAUAUCUGGUAAAAGACAAUAUCAUUAUUAUUAUUAUUUUUUUUUUCAUCUUUGAAAUGCAAGCAAAAGGCCAGAAUGUAUUAUUCCAGCUUAGGCACAAUUUUGGCCACUAAAUGUGCAAAGCUUUAGACUGAUCCAAUGAACCAUUGCAUUUAUGUUCAAAAUGUUGUAUCAAGUCUGUCCAAACGUACCUAAUUGGUUUAUUAAUACAUUUUCAAGUUCAUAACUGUGCACUCUCCUCAAACAAUAGCAUGGUAUUCUGUGCAGUUAGAUGAACAAGAAUUUAAGCUUUCUGCCCAUAUCAGAUAUGUCUGUCCUUGUCACACCCUGAUCUUUUCACCUGUCCUUGUGCCUGUCUCCACCCCACUCCAGGUGUCACCCAUCUUUCCUGCUAUCCCCUGUGUUUUUAUACCUGUGUUGUCUGUCUGUCUGUGCCAGUUCGCCUUGUUUGCCAAGUCAACCAGCGUUUUUCUCUGAGCUCCUGUUUUUCCCAUUCUGUUUUUCUCUCAACCUCAUGGUUCUGACCCUUGUCUGUCCUGACUUUGAGCACGCCUGCCUGAACAUUCUGCCUGACCAUGACCCCGAGCCUGCCUGCCGCCCUGUGCCAUUUUGGACACUGACCUGGUUAGGAACUGUUCCCAACCUUCCAUUUGCCUGAACCUUGGACUAUAAUAAAUGUCACAGCUCAAAC
Messenger RNA from Oncorhynchus keta (chum salmon), 1870 nucleotides. RefSeq lists its product as uncharacterized. The coding region runs from base 181 to 1110 and encodes 309 amino acids. Lineage: Eukaryota; Metazoa; Chordata; Actinopteri; Salmoniformes; Salmonidae. The record is from RefSeq and is a predicted model, not a curated record. The transcript is spliced from 10 exons.